Messenger RNA from Oncorhynchus masou masou (cherry salmon), 4914 nucleotides. Its product is annotated as solute carrier family 22 member 6-A-like. Gene Ontology annotation, molecular function: transmembrane transporter activity. Lineage: Eukaryota; Metazoa; Chordata; Actinopteri; Salmoniformes; Salmonidae. The record is from RefSeq and is a predicted model, not a curated record. Gene Ontology annotation, biological process: transmembrane transport. Gene Ontology annotation, cellular component: membrane.
UGCGGGUUCACAACACCGCAGACGACAGCAACAGCCUGCCUACUUCUUGCAUCCGUGGUGAUACGUUAGGGUAAGGUCUGCAUUGGAAUAGCAGCCAUGGAAAGAAGCAUGAAUUUUGAUGAGAUUCUUUCUCAUAUUGGGGGCUUUGGCAAGUUCCAGAAGAGCCUGUAUGUGUGGAUUUGCCUCCCCCAGAUCUUGCUGGCGUUCCACAUGCUGAUAUCCAUAUUCACAGGGGCCGUCCCCCCUCAUCUCUGUCGCUCCACCAACACCACCUGGCCCUUGACCGCCAGCUCAGACCCUCCCAAUUUCAACUUCAGCCUGGUGACCGGCCCAGACGGUGACCCAGGCCAGUCCUGCUCUGCCCCUGGGGGAUCCCUGGCACCGCUGGCCCAGCUGAAUCACAGCACUGCCCUAGCCCUUAGUGACAGCCACGCCACUGAGGGUUGCCAAGGGGGAUGGGAAUUCAGCAAGGAGACCUUCCACAGCACCGUGGCAACCGAGUGGGAUCUGGUGUGUGACCACGCCAAUCUAAACAAUGUUGGUUCCUCAAUCUACAUGUUUGGUCUUCUGGUUGGCGCUGUGCUGUUUGGUUUCUUAGCUGAUAAGUAUGGACGCAGGAACAUAAUCCUGGUUGGUUUGACUAUCCAGUCAACCUGUGGGGUCGGAGCUGCGUUUGCCCCAAAUUUCUACGUGUAUGUUUUCCUCCGCUUUGUUGUUGGAACCACUAUUUCUGCUGUCAUCAUGAACGCAUUUGUUUUAGGCACAGAGUGGACAGGAUCAAAGCACCGCAUGCUAGCUGGGAUCAUCACCGACUACUUCUUUGGGUUUGGCUACAUCAUCCUGGCAGGCCUGGCCUACCUCAUCCGAGACUGGCGUAAACUCCAGCUGGCCAUCUCAGCACCAGGCUUCCUCUUCAUCUUCUACAUUUGGGUCCUACCAAAGUCGGCUCGGUGGCUGAUGGCCAACCAGAGGUACGAGGAGGCCAUGGAUCUGGUCAGGAAAGCAGCUCUGAUGAACGGCAAACCCCUGCGGGAGGACAUAGAGAUAUGUCAGGGGUACAAAGACAUGGUGAAGAUAGAGGAGAGGACAAAGCACACAGUCAUUGACCUGGUCCGAACUCCAAAAAUGAGGAGGAGCUCAUUGAUCAUGUUUUACCUGUGGUUUGUCAACGUGCUGGUCUACUAUGGCCUGUCCCUCAACAUCUCUGACUUUGGGAUGAGCAUCUACCUGACCCAGCUUAUCUUUGGCCUGGUGGAGAUGCCUGCUCGCACCAUCACUCUCUUCACCCUCAACCGCUCCAGGAGGGUAUCCCAGAUAGCCUUCCUCACUGUGGGAGGCCUAGCCUGUCUGCUCACUGUCUUCAUUCCUGAUGAUCUCUCCAUUAUUAGAACAAUCCUGGCCAUGGUGGGAAAGUUUGGGAUCACCGCCUCCCUGUCCAUAGUCUACAUCUAUUCAGCAGAGGUUUUCCCUACUGUCAUAAGGCAGAGUGGGAUCGGUAUGGGCUCCAUGUGUGCCCGGGCAGGGGGAGUCCUGGCCCCAAUCAUCUACCUGUUGAGGGGUGUCAGUAAGAAGGCUCCAAUGGUUCUGUUUGGCCUGUGUACUCUGCUAGGGGCAGCCCUCACCCUGCUGUUGCCUGAGACAGUCCACCAGCCCCUGGCUGACAACAUCCAGGAUGUGGAGGGAUCCAGCAUCAGUGAGGACUCAGAGGAAGGGAACAUGAAACCAGACCUCUAUGAGGAAUGUCCAACAAGGAACCAGACAUCAUAAACGGAAGAACUUAGUGUGGGACAAGCCACCAGUCCGCACCGGAUUGACUUCUACGCGGAAAGACCAUUAGCCCAAGGAACUCAACUGUGCAUUGUAAGCUAUCUGCUAAGAGCGCUUGAACAAAGUUGUAGCUCGUAAAGCUAUUUCCUAUUUCGUACAUAAGACAAUGAUGUCACUUAACUGACAUGUUUAUACAGUUUUGCUUUAUAUUGCAAAAAAUGUUUUUUUUUUGUGAAAAGAUGUACAGUAUAUAGAUUUUUAUGGUGACUAUCAGUUCAUAUAUUGGUUGCUAAUGAAGUACAGUAGAAACAGUUCAUUUAUGCACUAAAUAUAAUUUCUUAUCUUCUGUAUACAAUGAGUGUACAAAACAUUAGGAACACCUGCUCUUUCCAUGACAGACUGACCAGGAGAAUCUAGGUGAAAGCCGUAUUGAUGUCACCUGUUAAAACCACUUCAAUCGGUGUAGAUUAAGUGGAGGAGACAGGUCAAAGAAGGACUAUGAAGCUUUGAGACAAUUGAGACAUGGAUUGUGUAUGUGUGUCAUUCAGAGGUGAAUAGGCGAGACAAAAUAUUUCAGUGCCUUUGAACUGGGUAUGGUAGUAGGUGCCAUCCAGCCAAUUUGACACAACUGUGGGAAGCAUUGGACUCAACCUGGGCCAGCAUCCCUAUGGAACGCUUGUGACACCUUGGGAGAGUCCUGGCCCUGACAAAUUAAGGAUGAGCAAGUCAAUAUUAGGAUUAGGAUAUUAUAAUGUUUUGAACACUCAGAGUAUACUGUCAUGGACACACCUUUGUGUGGUUCGAAUAGCCUUGUGCUCUUUCUAUCCAAAUAUUUUUGCUGGUGCUUCCUGAACCGGAUCUCACUCCCCCGUCCCUUCCCUGUCUGUUAUCUAGUAGGUCUUCCUGAGUGCCUGUCCUAUCAGUUUACACACCCCUACAGCACCGCUCAUCCCUAACAGGUUCACCUUGAGAUGUGAACUCAGUUCCAGCCAGCAAAUGCCUUACUGUUCAUCAUGCAUUGUGAUUUCAUAGAAAGACCCAAGUGUCCACGCUGUGAAAGAGCAGAACCAAUUAUGCAAAAUUUCACACAUAUGCAAGUUGAAUAGGGAACCAUUUUUUCUAUUUGAUAAUAAACUCUGAAUUUUGUAUUUGACACUCCUAACUCUCACUUUUAGACGUGAAUGUGUUUGAAGUGGUUGAUCCAUGAUCAUGAUGAGUCUUUCUGUGCAGUAAGUUUGACUCGUUCUCCAGCACAGCAAGGCUGCUCCCCAGUGUUUGUCAGAUUACCAUGUUGAAAUACUAACCAUCUGCGUGCGACCUUCUUCCAGCCAUGGAACCUCGAGGUCCCAGCGUCAUCUCCAAGAUGACCCAGUCACAGGUCUCUAUAGGGUCAGCAGAUAUGCUGUGGCGAGCCCUAAUACAAGACAAGGAAGCCAUUGUACAAGAGAGGGAUGGAUGGACUGAAUGAUGAACCAUCAUGACAGUGCCCUCUCUUCAAACACAAAGUUUACAUUUCACAUUUCCAUUACGUUAUUAAUACUUCUACUGAAGGCUUUCAUUCUGAGCGGUUACACUAAGUGUAUGACGUAAAGCAGUGGAACGGCAGCACUAACAGCAGAGAAACAGAUCCUAGUUUGUGAUCUUCAACAUUGGGUGGAGCAGGAUAGAAAAAGUAAUUUUAGGACUGUGGUUUGGGUUGGAACUUAUCAUUUGUUAUUACAGUGAAUGAUUUAACAGGUCUGAAUUGUUCCGUUGUCAUUGUAAGGCUUAAGAGAGAAAAGCCACAAAUUAUUGUUUUGGAUGAAAUACAGUGUUUGCCUUGCAGUCAUGUAGGCUAACCCACUGUAAUAUAUGUUAAGUAACGAGUCGGGGCUCGUUGUGUUACUGAUCACUGCCACUCUCUGGAGAAAAGUGGUACUUGCUUCUAUUCUGACAUCAGGUGCUGUAUACAGUAUAAGUACUGUAAGGAAGCACAAGCAUUAUGAUCACAGAUAUUGUGUUACAAUAUGUGCAUUACCUUUGUACUGUUCUGUGCAAUCAGCACUUUUAUACAUACAUAAUACAUACGUUUCAGAUGUAUAGAACCAAAGUACGACUGGAAAAUUGUAUCCACGCUGUGAGGGGGGAAAAAGAGAAAUUAAACUUCAUUUAUAUAAGAUAGUUCUGUUUACACAAUGUCCGCUAUGCUGCGUGUCAUUUCAAAAAGGCUUAUAGCCAAUGGUGAGGGGCAGCUAAGGGGUUGACUAAAUGCCAGUGUUAAUAGACUCCACCUCAUUGUGGGGAACAACUGCAGGUUCUGUGCUCUCUGACUGACUGAGUAGCUGGCACAGGCAUGUAGCAUGGCUGUCAGUGAUUCACUGCUCAUGGGGCAUUAGAAAACAACUGGCAUUUCAAUUAUUUUCAUUUCAAUUAUAACAGAGGAUUCUGAGAGGCAACAGCUGCAAGUACCCACUUGACCAUCCCCCCCAUGACACUGACAUACAGGGAGCUGUUCUACCCUUCUUUGUCUGUGAGAGCUUUGACUGAAUAUUUCAUGGUUGUAGUGGCAUUGUCUGUGGCAAUGCAUGUAUGUAAAGUAGGCCUACUGUCAUUGUAAAACGUGAUGUGAAAAGAUCCAUUGUUCGAAAUUACAGAGAAGCUAGUCUGAAACAAGGGUCAAACUGUAGGCUAACCUCUCCAUAGAUUACCAUGCCCACACUGGCAUUUGCUCUGGUAUUAUGCUGAGUGUCACGAUUUCCGCCGGAGUUGGUCCCUCUCCUUGUUCGUUCGGCGGUCGAAGUCACCAACGUUCUAGCCGUCGCUGAUCCUCUUUUCAUUUUCCUUUGGUCUUGUCUUGUAUCACACCUGGUUCCAAUCCCAUCAAUAAGAUGUUGUGUAUUUAACCCUCUGUUCCCCCUCAUGUCCUUUUCGUGAUUGUUUAUUUGUAAGCUAUGUUCAAGUUAUGUUCUGGUAUGCGACGGGUUUUCUACCCACUUGUAUUAUUUUGUAUAUUUUGGUUUUUGGAAUUUUUGAGCAUUUAUUGAACUGCUCCAUUUAUACUAAGUUCGAUCUCCUGCGCCUGACCCUGCCACCAGCACGCACCCCCUUACACUGAGAAUGUUUACACUAGGCCUAUGCAAAUACUUUCCAGAUCCCUGUUUCUAGAAU